AUGCCAUCUCAAACAGAGCGUGGCUUAUUCGUACUGACGCGUACUAUGUCGAGAAGUUGGAAAACUAGAUGCUGCCAAUCCACUCAGCUGGACACGGAAGAACUUCAAGAGAGUGAUGUGUCCGAGUCUAUGCAACCUGUCCCAACUGCGAGAAAUAAAAAUAUAAUCAAGAAAAAAGGAUUCAAAUAUGGACUAGUAGAGAUAGAUCACGUCAAGGGUAGACGAUUUGGUUUGGGUAUUAAGACUCACAAAGAUCAAGUAGUUGUUAGCAAAUCACAAAAAGAUUCAAUAUGUGAUAAUAUAGUAAAACGAUUGGAUCGUAUAAUAGAUGUUAAUGGAACGCAAGUAGCAGAUAGGGAUGUUUGUCGAGAAAUGUUGGUGAAAUCCCUUCAGAGAACAGGUACAGUUAACUUGGUGAUCGAACGACCGGUAGAGAAAGAAGCCAUCGAAGCCAUGGAGAAGUUUCUUGCCGAAGCCGGUGGACAGUCAGCAGCUACAUCACCAGUGCGGGAUAUGAACACAAAGUCAAAGCCGGUGGAGCCUAAUCAUUUGCUUAAAGAACUUAGAAAUAGUAGCUUCAAGAAGACAGAUAGAAGCAAGCGUAAGAGUAGUGAUAGCGGUAAGCAGUCUGGACCACCAUCUUCUGAAGAUCUGGAUAACUUGCGCGAAGUUUGCAAGGUUGCUGCACAGCGUCAUUUGAUUUCAUCUGAAUAUGUCAACGCAAAAACUAGAAGAUCACCAUCCGACUCUCCAAAGAAAGGAAAAAUGGAGCUACCGUCAUUUAAUAUACUGAAAAAAGGCAGUAAACUUAAAGCGAACUUUGCAGAAAAUUGCCCUAAGGCGCAAGUGAAAAUUCAUGGAUAG
This is a messenger RNA of Strongylus vulgaris, 864 nucleotides long. NCBI's taxonomy places the organism in Eukaryota, Metazoa, Nematoda, Chromadorea, Rhabditida, Strongylidae. The record is from the annotation of a GenBank genome assembly.